Hordeum vulgare subsp. vulgare (domesticated barley) is the source of this 1151-nucleotide messenger RNA. RefSeq lists its product as uncharacterized. Bases 289 to 813 code for a protein of 174 amino acids. The record is from RefSeq and is a predicted model, not a curated record. Lineage: Eukaryota; Viridiplantae; Streptophyta; Magnoliopsida; Poales; Poaceae. The transcript has 3 exons.
GGGAAAGAUCGAGCGCGCAGCUGGGCCGGCCCACAUGAGGCUGCUACGAGCGCCAGCCAAGCCUAAUGUCGUGCUGUGCCUGGUUCGUCUCUCUUCUCCCUCCUGAAGCGCCGGCGAAACACGACCGCCGCCGCAGCCGAGGGGAAUCAGGAGAGCAGCGCAGCAUGCGUCGUUAGGUGCUCCUGGGAGCGAGCGAGCGGACGGCGACUGACGCGCACCUCCCCUAAGACGGCUCCAGUUCCCUCGCCCUGUUGUCCCGUCUAAAUCGCCGGCGGCGUGGACGCAGCGAUGCUGCGGACAGCGCUGCGCCGGGGAGGGGCGGCCAUGAGGCAGGCCGUGCUGGACGAGGGAUCCACGGGGAGCCUUCUACGGCUGAGCGUGGCGGAGCGGGAGCGCUCUCGCCGGCGUCGGCGCGACCCAGGGCGCGAUGAGUUCUUCGUGCCGACGCCGGAGUCACUUAAAUGGCUCGACUCCGUCACCCUGCCCAUGAUCCUCACCGCCGCCGCCGUCGCUCUCUUCACCAAGCUUCUCAUGAUGGAACACGAAGCUACAGACCAAGAAAGGAGAGAACGCAAGAUUAAGAAUAGUCACCCUGAGCAAGGAACAGUAAGGAUGCUUUCACGUGAAGAGUGGGAUGAAAUCCAAGAAGUCAGGCCAAGGACCCCUUUUGAGUCAAAGAGGAUGCCGAGGAUUGGGCCGUUGAUGUGCUCACUGAUGCAUUUACUAGAGCGGAAGAGAGUGCUAAGCGGAAAUGAUUCAGAAGAAAGGCACUUUGAAGUUUUGUUUAGAGGAAACACUGUGGAGUUCUCUUGAAUGCACGUUUCUUGUUGUCUUUUGAAGUUUGAGUUCCUGACUCCUGGUAAAUGCUAACCUCCGCGGUGAGCUAUGCUAGCCGCUUAGAAUAUAUUUUUUCCUUGCUGCAAUAAAUUUCCCGAUAUACGAUUCUUUCGGUCUGUACAGAACCUUCUCCCUGUCAAUUCGAUGACCUGAAGUUGAUAUCGUUUGUUUGGAUGCAAACUAACAGUAGUAGUGGAUUGUAAGUGAAGGGAAAGAGGGGCUGUAUACUUUCAACAGUUCCGUUUAGGUCUCAGCCAUUCAUGCCUUGAGUGACAGGUCUGGGCUAGUAAUUUGAGGUACUGUUAUGGUUUAAA